This is a messenger RNA of Myotis davidii, 6704 nucleotides long. RefSeq names its product coagulation factor V (gene F5). Gene Ontology annotation, biological process: blood coagulation. The record is from RefSeq and is a predicted model, not a curated record. NCBI's taxonomy places the organism in Eukaryota, Metazoa, Chordata, Mammalia, Chiroptera, Vespertilionidae. Gene Ontology annotation, molecular function: copper ion binding. The coding region runs from base 140 to 6505 and encodes 2121 amino acids. The transcript is spliced from 25 exons.
AGCUGAGGCGCCUGCAGAAGCUGCAGGGAGGACACUGCCACCCACAGCCUCCCGAGCUCACUGGAGCAGGGACAGCGGACGCCCAGCGGUGCAGCCUGAGUUUGGCUGGGGGCGCCGAGGGCAGGAGCAGGAAAGAACCAUGUCCCCAGGCUGCCCGCGCCUCUGGGUCCUGCUGGUCCUGGGCUCCAGCUGGGCAGGCUGGGGGUCCACGGGGGCCGAGGCCGCGCGGCUGAGGCAGUUCUAUGUGGCUGCGCAGGGCAUCAGCUGGAACUACCGCCCGGAGCCCACAGACCCCAGUUUGAAUCCUUCUGCAACAACUUUUAAGAAAAUUGUCUACAGAGAGUAUGAAGCAUAUUUUCAUAAAGAAAAACCACAAUCUAAAACUUCAGGACUUCUUGGGCCUACUUUAUAUGCUGAAGUUGGAGACAUCAUGAGAGUUCACUUUAAAAAUAACGCAGACAAGCCCUUAAGCAUCCAUCCUCAAGGGAUUAAGUACAGUAAAUCCUCAGAAGGUGCCUCCUACGCUGACCACACGUUCCCUGCCGAGAAGCUGGAUGAUGCUGUAGCUCCCGGCCACGAAUAUACCUACGAGUGGACCAUCAGUGAGGACAGUGGGCCCACACAGGAUGACCCGCCAUGCCUCACGUACAUCUACUACUCCUAUGAAAAUCUGAUACAGGACUUCAACUCUGGGCUGAUUGGGCCUCUGCUUAUUUGUAAGAAAGGCACCCUCACCGAGGAUGGGAGUCAGAAGAUGUUUGACAGGCAGCAGGUGCUCAUGUUUGCUGUGUUUGAUGAAAGCAAGAGCUGGAGCCGGUCAUCAUCCGUCAUGUACACGGUCAACGGCUAUGUGCAUGGGACAAUGCCAGCUAUCACCGUUUGUGCCCAGGACCACGUCAGCUGGCAUCUGAUCGGCAUGAGCUCUGGACCAGAGCUGUUCUCCAUUCACUUCAAUGGCCAGGUCCUGGAGCAGAACCAUCGCAAGGUCUCAGCCGUGACCUUCGUCAGCGCUACGUCCACGACUGCUAACAUGACGAUGGGCCCGGAGGGGAAGUGGAUCAUUUCUUCUCUCAUCCCCAAGCACUUUCAAGCUGGGAUGCAGGCUCGCAUCAACAUUGAGAACUGCGCCAAGAAGACGCGGAGUCCUAAGUGGCUGACGCCAGAGCAGCGGCGACACAUGAAGAGGUGGGAAUACUUCAUCGCUGCAGAGGAAGUCAUCUGGGACUACGCACCCUUCAUUCCAAUGAACAUGGACAAAAAAUACAGAUCUCUGCACUUGGAUAAUUUCUCCAACCAAAUUGGAAAACAUUAUAAGAAGGUUGUGUACAAACAGUACCAAGAUGAGACCUUCACCAAACGCCUGGAGGAGUCCAGAAAUAAUGAAGACGGGAUCUUGGGCCCUGUUAUCAGAGCCCAGGUCAGAGACACGCUCAAAAUCACAUUCAGAAAUAUGGCCAGCCGCCCCUACAGCAUUUACCCUCAUGGUGUGACCUUCUCUCCUUUUGAAGACAACGUCAACUCUUCCUCCACCUCAGGCAGUAACACCAUGGUCAGAGCAGUUCAACCGGGCGAAACCUACACUUACAAAUGGAAUAUCCUGGAGUCUGAUGAGCCCACGGACAAUGACGCCCAGUGCUUAACAAGACCGUACUACAGUGAUGUGGACGUCACAAGGGACAUUGCCUCUGGGCUCAUAGGGCUACUUCUGAUUUGUAAGAGCAGAUCCCUGGACAGAAGAGGCAUACAGAGGGCAGCAGACAUCGAGCAGCAGGCUGUGUUUGCUGUGUUUGAUGAGAACAAGAGCUGGUACAUUGAGGACAACAUCAACAAGUUCUGUGAGAAUCCUGAGGAGGUGAAGCGUGACGACCCUAAGUUUUAUGAGUCAAACAUCAUGAGCACCAUCAAUGGCUACGUGCCCGACAGCAUCUCCACACUCGGGUUCUGCUUUGACGACACCAUCCAGUGGCACUUCUGCAGCGUGGGGACCCAGGAUGACUUUCUGACCAUCCACUUCAGUGGGCACUCCUUCAUCUACGGGAAGCGGCAUGAGGACACCUUGAGGCUCUUCCCCAUGCACGGGGAAUCGGUGACCGUCACGAUGGAUAAUGAGGGAACUUGGAUAUUAACCACCAUGAAUUCUAACCCAAGAAGCAAAAACCUACGGCUGAAAUUCAGGGAUGUUAAGUGUAAACCGAAUGGUGAAAAUGAUUAUGAAAAUGAUUAUGUAAUAUACAAACCUCCACCAUCUACAUCCAUGACUACACGGAAAAUUCAUGGGUCUUCAGAAAACCAGGGUGAAGGAGGUGAGACUGAAGAUGAUUACGAUAGUCAGUUGGCUUCGUACUUUGGAAUUAGGUCAUUCAGAAAUUCAUCACUGAAUCAGGAGGAAGAUGAGUUCAAUCUUACUGCCCUAGCCCUGGAGAAUAGCUCUGACUUCAUCCCUCUAAGUACUGAUACAGCCGUUGAUUCAAAUUCUUCUUCCCCAAGUGACAGCGGGCUCAUUGACAAUAAAUUUGCCGAACCUAACAAAACCCUUCCUCACCCUGAAACCACCACAGCUGGUUCUCAGGUGGGGCACAGCUUAGAAAAGAGCUCAGUUCUCGGCCCUUUCACAGCAGAGCAUCCCAGCCCUUAUUCUGAAGUCCCUAUAGAGGAUCCUCUACCGCCAAAGGUCACAGGGACAAGCCUCCUACCACUUGGUGCAGAAGGAUUCAGAAGCCAAGGGCAUGCUCAACAUAAGGGAUUAGAGGCAAGGCACAGGUUCUUCUGGAUGAAAUUUCUAGGACAUAAAACAGGAAGACAUUUAAGCCAAAGCAACUAUUCUUCCAUCAUGGGGCCCUGGAAGGACCUUCCCAGUGAUCUCUUAAAACACAAGACUCUCUCUAAGAAUUUGAAUGGGAAAUGGCAUUUGGUUUCUGAAAAAGGUAGCUAUGAAAUAAUCCCCGAGGCUGAUGAAGACAUGGCGGUUAAUAGGCUGCAGAACAGCCCCCAGAAUGCCUCAAGGACAUGGGGAGAACGCAUCCCUCUUACCAACAAGCAUGGGGAGCAAGGUGGCCACCCAAAGUUUCCUGGAAUUAGACAUAAAUUUCUACAAACAAGACCUGGAGGAAGCAGUAGAGUGAAGAACAGCACUUUUCUCAUUCGAACACGAAAAAGGAAGCCUAUACACCACGCUCCUCUCUCUCCAAGGAGCUUUCCCAGAGGAGAGGGCAACCUCACCCUCCCAGACGCCCUUCACAAGGCCAAGGAGACGCCUCCUCCCACCGACCUCACCCAGACAUUGCCCCAUGGGACUCUCAGCCUGGCAGCCUCACUUCCCGACCAUAAUCUCAGUCUCCCAGACAGCACUGGUCAGACAAGCUUCUCGCCAGACGUGUAUCAGACAGUGCCCCCCGAACAGCUCUACCAAACGUUCCCGAGUCAAGACUCUGAUCAAACACAGUUCCCUCCAGGCCCCAGUCAAGAAGCUUCUCCAGAGCCUGGCCAGAUGCCUGACUAUGUUGGAGGAACCCAGUCCUUCCCUACCAACACUGGACAAGUGUCCCCUUCCUUAGAACGUGAAGUCUGGCAGACAGCCAUCCCUCCAGAACUUAGUCAGAUGACCCUUUCCCCUGACCUCAGUCAGAUGACCCUUCCCCCUGCCUUCAGUCAGACAACCCUUUCCCCUGACCUCGGCCAGAUGACCCUUUCCCCUGACCUCGGCCAGACGACCCUUUCCCCUGACCUCAGUCAGAUGACCCUUCCCCCUGACUUCAGUCAGACAACCCUUUCCCCUGACCUCGGCCAGAUGACCCUUUCCCCUGACUUCAGUCAGAUGACCCUUCCCCCUGACCUCGGUCAGACGACCCUUUCCCCUGACCUCGGCCAGACGACCCUUUCCCCUGACCUCAGUCAGAUGACCCUUCCCCCUGACCUCAGUCAGACGAUCCUUUCCCCUGACCUCGGCCAGACAACCCUUUCCCCUGACCUCGGCCAGGAGACCCUUUCCCCUGACCUCGGCCAGAUGACCCUUCCCCCUGACCUCGGCCAGACGACCCUUCCCCCUGACCUCGGCCAGGUGACCCUUUCCCCUGACCUCGGCCAGACGACCCUUUCCCCUGACCUCAGCCAGGAGACCCUCUCUCCAGACUUCAGACAUGCAACUCUCUCUCCAGACAUCACUCAGACAGGCCUUCCUCCUGAUCUCAGGCAGACAUCAUCUCCUCCAGACCUUGGUCAAACAGCCUACACGUUCGAAUCCAAUCCGUCCUCGCCUCUUCCAGAAUUUGAUCCUACUUUUCCUUAUUCAGACUUUGGUCAGAUGCCAUCUCCGCAGCCAUCUCCUUCACUGAAUAACACUUUGAUAGCAAGUGAAUUUAAUCCACCCAUUGUGUUUGGCUUCAGUGGAGAAGAUGGAGAGUACAUUGAGAUUACACCGAGGAAGAAACAACAGAGCAGCGAAGAGGCUCCUGAAACACAGUAUACGGCCUACGAUGACCCUUACCAAACCGAUAUUAGGGUAGACACCAACUCCCCCAGAAAUCCGGACAGCAUUGCAGCAUCAUACCUCCGCAGCAGCUAUGGGAACAAAAAAUAUUACUACAUUGCUGCGGAAGAAAUAUCCUGGGAUUACGCAAAAUAUGCACAAAGUGACGUGGAUAGCGAAGACACUGAUGAGCUUCCCGAGGACACCAUUUACAAGAAAGUUGUUUUCCGGAAGUACCUGGAUGGGACUUUCACCCAGCGGGACCCCCGGGGAGAGUCUGAGGAGCACCUUGGCGUUCUUGGUCCUGUUAUCAGAGCUGAGGUGGAUGACGUGAUCCAAGUUCGUUUUAAAAACUUAGCAUCCAGACCGUAUUCUCUUCAUGCCCAUGGGCUUUCCUAUGAAAAGUCGUCGGAGGGAAAGACUUAUGAAGAUGAGUCUCCCACGUGGUUUCAGGAAGACAAUGCUGUUCAGCCAAACGGCAGCUACACCUACGUGUGGCAUGCCACCAGGAGAGCGGGGCCGGAGAACCCCGGCUCUGCCUGUCGGGCGUGGGCCUACUACUCAGCAGUGAACACGGAACGGGACAUCCACUCGGGCCUGAUAGGCCCCCUUGUGAUCUGCCGGAAAGGAACGCUGAACAGGGAGAGCGGAAUGCCCGUGGACAUGAGGGAGUUCAUCUUGCUUUUCAUGGUCUUUGAUGAAAAGAAGAGCUGGUACUAUGACAAGAAACACCAAAGUUCCUGGAGACGUGGAUCCUCAGAAGCAGAGCCCUCCCACACGUUCCAUGCCAUCAACGGGAUGAUUUACAAGCUGCCUGGCCUGAGGAUGUACGAGCAGGAGUGGGUGAGGUUGCACCUGCUGGACCUGGGCGGCUCCCGGGACAUCCACGUGGUUCACUUCCACGGCCAGACCCUGCUGGAGAACGGCACUCAGCAGCACCAGCUCGGCGUCUGGCCCCUGCUGCCUGGUUCAUUUAAAACUCUUGAAAUGAAGGCAUCAAAACCUGGCUGGUGGCUCCUAAACACGGAGGUCGGAGAAAACCAGAUAGCAGGGAUGCAAACGCCUUUUCUCAUCAUAGACAGAGAAUGUAAGAUGCCACUGGGACUAAGCACAGGCCUCAUAACUGAUACCCAGAUCAAGGCGUCAGAGUUUGUGGGUUACUGGGAGCCCAAAUUAGCAAGAUUAAACAAUGGUGGAUCAUAUAAUGCAUGGAUGACAGAAAAAACUUCAGAAUUUAACUCUAAACCUUGGAUCCAGGUGGAUAUGCAAAGGGAAGUCAUAUUCACAGGCAUCCAGUCCCAAGGUGCCAAACACUACCUGAAGUCCUACUUCACCACCGAGUUCUGCGUGGCCUACAGCUCCGACCAGACCAACUGGCACAUUUUCAAAGGGAACAGCACAAGAAACGUGAUGUAUUUUGAUGGCAACUCCGACGCCUUUACAGUAAAAGAAAAUCUGUUUGACCCACCGAUUAUGGCAAGAUACAUUAGGGUCUAUCCAACCAGAUUCUACCACAGGCCUGCCCUGCGCCUGGAGCUGCAAGGCUGUGAGAUUAAUGGAUGCUCCACCCCACUGGGUGUGGAAAGUGGGAAGAUAGAAGACGCGCAAAUCACAGCUUCCUCCUUUAAAAAGUCCUGGUGGGGGGAUUACUGGGAGCCCUCCCGUGCCCGCCUGAAUGCCCAGGGCCGGGUGAAUGCCUGGCAGGCCAAGGCGAACAACAACAAGCAGUGGUUACAAAUCGACCUGCUCAAAAUCAAGAAGAUAACUGCGAUUGUUACGCAGGGUUGCAAAUCCCUCUCCUCUGAAAUGUACGUGAAGAGCUUCGCAGUCCACUACAGUGACCAGGGAGUGGAAUGGAAGCCUUACAGGCAGAAAUCCUCCAUGGUGGACAAGAUUUUUGAAGGAAAUAGUAAUACCAAAGGGCAUGUGAAGAACUUUUUCAACCCUCCAAUCAUUUCCAGGUUUAUCCGUAUCAUCCCGAAAACAUGGAAUCAAAGUAUUGCCCUUCGCCUGGAGCUCUUCGGCUGUGAUAUUUACUAGAAUUGAAUAUUCAGAGAGACAGGAAGGACUCUUAAAUGUAUCAAGCCACUUUGAGUGGACAAUGUAUUUUAUAGUUAUGUUAAAUUCUCUAUUAGAGAAUAAAAUUUUAUAUGUGAAAUUUUUAUAAUGUAACUCCUGGCUACCAUUAAUUGAGAUGAUAGCUGGUAUUUUUGCAUUAAUUUGAAUGUAAAUGGGAAAA